This is a messenger RNA of Cottoperca gobio, 2714 nucleotides long. RefSeq names its product P2Y purinoceptor 3-like. The record is from RefSeq and is a predicted model, not a curated record. Gene Ontology annotation, molecular function: oxysterol binding; G protein-coupled receptor activity. The transcript is spliced from 5 exons. Gene Ontology annotation, biological process: G protein-coupled receptor signaling pathway. The coding region runs from base 567 to 1940 and encodes 457 amino acids. Gene Ontology annotation, cellular component: membrane. Lineage: Eukaryota; Metazoa; Chordata; Actinopteri; Perciformes; Bovichtidae.
ACAGGAUGUGCACGCGGAGAUAACGAGCUGCAGCUCCUCAGAGCAGAAGAGAAAGCUGAAGGUCAGGGGAGAAACCCCGAGAGACCCUUCGGCCCCGAAACAGUUCUGAGACACAACUGCAGCGCAGACGAGAGGACGGUCAGGACGAGGAGGCUGGAGGUCGGUCAGUCUGCAGUACGAACAUCUCAUCCGGGUUUUAAUCCAGAUCUUUGCAGUUCAAAUGCUUCAAACUGGUUCAGCUGGACUGACUUCUACGCUGCGUUCACGUGAGAUCAACCAAUGAGGCACAAACCCAGCUGUGAUGCCUCCGGGACUUUGUUGACGUACAGAACAAUGUGCUGAAAUCUGCUCAAUCAACAGACAGCAGUUCAAACUAAAAACUAACCAAAAAACUGCUUGGACAUGGGUCCGUCCUCGGCGAGUACAGACGGAUAGAGAAAUAAAGAGAUCGAUGAGACGAAGGACACAUGAAGGAAACCUCCGAGAGACUUGAGAAGGAGCCGAGAUGACGCCAGAGGAACCUGAACCGUUCCAGCCCUGCCAGAAAUAACCUUCAGAGGUUCAUCAUGGGAUUGAGCCAAAUCUCAAACGUCACUCCAGACAUCGGCUUGGCAGCGGCGGCGGCGGCAAGCAACCAUCCCAACACCUCCGGCACCUCGCCUGUCCCACCGUCGUCCUGCAGCAUCGAUGAAUCCUACAAGUACGUUUUUCUGCCCGUUUGCUACUCGCUGACCUUCGUCUUCAGCCUCACCCUCAACUCGGUGGUGCUGCUGCGCUCCUGCUGCCACCACAGCGGUUGCUGUGGCGGUGGUGGCGGCGGCGGCAGGCGCUGGAACACCUCGCUGAUCUACAUGGUGAACCUCGCCACCACUGACCUGAUGUACGGCCUGUCGCUGCCCUUCCUGGUGGCGAGCUACGUGCUGAGGGACCGCUGGGUGUUCGGGGAUUUCAUGUGCCGCCUCGUCCGCUUCCUCUUCUACUUCAACCUCUACUGCUCCAUCUUCUUCCUCACCUGCAUCUCCGUGCACAGGUACCUGGGGAUCUGCCACCCCAUGAGGACCAUCACUCUGGAGAGCAAGCGGGUGGUGAAGGCGACCUGCGCGCUGGUGUGGGUGGUGGUCUUCAUCCUCACCUGCCCCAUCUUCAGGUUCGCCCAGACGGGAUACGUGAGGCGAGGCGGCGGCGGCGGUGUCGGGCUUGGAGGGGCGAGUGAAGUCGGGAACAUCACUGGAUCUCAGUUGGAAGACGAGGGCGGGUACAUGAACUGCUGGGACGACGCCAUCGAUAAGGAGUUCGCCGACUACGUCCCGUACGGCAUCGUGCUCCAUCUGCUGGGCUUCUUCGUGCCCUUCGUCAUCAUCGCCUGGUGCUACUCUCAGGUGGUCAGGACAAUAUUUCAAACGCUGCGCUCCCCUCCCAGCUCGAUGGAGGGCGGCGAGGACGGCCCGGUGGGAGACGGGGCGACGGAGGGAGAGCGGGAGAGAACCUCGGUCUCCAUCUCUGGAUCGCAGUACUCGCACUACAUCCGACGGCGGCGGAAAUCCAUCAAAACCAUCGUGACCAUCACGCUGCUGUUCGCGCUCUGCUUCCUGCCCUUCCACGUGACCCGCACGCUCUUCCUGCUCCUGCGGCGGGGGCAGCUUGGCGGCUGCACGUUAAUGAAGACCGUCUCCAUCUGCUACAAGGUCACGCGGCCGCUAGCCUCCUGCAACGCCUGGCUCAACGCCCUCCUGUACUUCCUGACGGGGGAUAAGGGCGCCCCCUGCUGCUGGCCGGCAGAGCCCGCCGUGCGCCGAGACCGCCGGAGCGGCUCCCUCUGGUGGCCGCUGAAGAUCCUGAAGAAAGACGGAGCGGGGGAGGACGACCACGAGGCGGCCGAGAAGAUUGAAAGGGUGGUGCACAUGGAAAACGAGUCAAAGUCCUCGAGGGUCAUCUUCUAGAGCGGGUUUCUUUAGAAAACACUUCAAACUGCGUCUGACGCAUCAGGAAACGUGUCCGUCAGUUAGUCUGAGAAAGAGCAGCACGGCCUGAAGAAGAGAUGUGUGGAGCCUGACAGAACAUUGUAUUCAUAUUUAAAUACACACAAUCCCUCAAAUCCCUAAUUGACUAAAUAAUAAUAAUAACUACGUUUUUGUGUUCUCAUAUUUACAUCGUCCUCCUGUCCUCCAAGAGAAGAUCUGUAAUGAAUCCCCGUAACGUCCUUCCUCUGGUCGCACGCUGAAGUCUGUGACGGCCGGUUAGUGGCAGGAAAACAAUCGAAUAUACUCUGAGAAUAUAGUCUUACGUUUGAGAGAAGUAAUUGUAUUGGUUCCACUACACUCGUACUUUUAGUAACUUCGUAUUUCAAAAUUAUGAUUUUUAAAUAUUUUCUUUAAAGAAAUCACGUGAAAUGUGUUCUUAUGGGGGAUAUUACUCCCCUCCCCCAUUAUUAUUAUUAUUAUUAUUAUUAUUAUUAUUACUACAAAGAGAAGCUAAGGUGUCAGGGGUCCGUUGUUUUAUAACCCCCCCAUACAUUUAUUUUAAACACUGUGGAUGUUUUGACUCGUGUGUUGUCAGACUUCAUCUCUUUGUGUAUUUUGAGGCGUUCGUGUGGAAACAUCUGGAUUAAAGUUUGUUUCCGCUCUUUGUGUGCGACUCAAAUGAUUCAUCACACGAUUCUCUGCAGAGGACGUUUAGUUACAGCUUACUCGUGUAUUUCAUUUAUUAAUAUUGCA